AUGAGUUCCCAGCGGAGACUCAGAAGUGGUCAGGCAGCACUGCUCCUUGCUGGGCUGCUGGCGGCUCUGUUGCGGUUCUGUGGGGCCACUUGCCCGGAGAAAAACCUGGAGGACCGUGAAGAAGAGGCCAACGUAGUUCUGACGGGAACCGUGGACGAAAUCAUAAAUAUGGACCCGGUACAUAACACUUAUUCUUGCAAGGUCAGGGUGUGGCGGUACUUGAAAGGAAAGAGCAGCAUAAACCGUGAAAUUCUCUUGGAUGGUGGCAACAAGGUGAUGAUCGGCGGCUUUGGCAACACAGGAAUCUGCGAUAAUCAGGUUGCCACGGGUGAUACUCGCAUAUUCUUUCUUAACCCUGCCCCGGAGUCCAUGGGUCCUGAACACAAGAACGAACUGAUGCUCAACUCAAGCCUGAUGAGGAUUACACUGCGGAACUUGGAGGAUGUGGAGCACUGUGUGGAAGCUCACAAGUAUAUAAUUGCAGACAAACCUCCUCACUUUACACCUGCUCAGCCUCCUGACGGCUGCCGAGGGAAGUUGUGCGGGUUUGGCGCCGUUUGUGAGCGAGACCCGAAAAACCCUGGCAGUGCAGAGUGCGUGUGCAAGAGACUGGAUAAUUGUCCAUCCUUGGUUGCGCCUGUGUGUGGGUCCGAUUCAUCCACCUAUACAAACGAGUGCGAGCUGGAGAAAGCCCAGUGCCGUAGCCAGCGGCGCAUCAAGGUGCUGCGUAAAGGCCCGUGCUCUCUCAAAGACCCUUGCACUGAGGUGACCUGCAGCUACGGCAGCACCUGUGUCCAGUCAACUGAUGGCUUGUCGGCUAAAUGCAUGUGCCCACUUGGCUGUGAGGGAAGACCAGAGGUGACAGUAUGUGGCAGCGAUGGGAAGGACUACCGCAACGAGUGUGAGCUGCAUCAGUAUGCCUGCAAAAACCACAAGAAUAUCAGGGUGCAACAUCAAGGACGAUGCGACCCUUGUAAAGACAGUGAGAACAGUCUAAACACAAUGUGCCGGGUCGAAGCUCUCACCCGCCAACCACUUAUCUUUGGAUUGCCCGAGUCAUGCCCCCCAGCUAGCGAGCCGUUAUGCGCCAGUGAUGGUGAAACCUACCCCAGCGAGUGUGCCAUGAGAGCAACGGGUCUACAGAAAGGAGUCAAACUCAGGAAGAUUCACAGCGGAUGGUGCAGAAGGCUGGAAGAAUGUAAGGAGGAGUGUCGCUUCAACGCCGUGUGUCUGGUAGAUCAAUUGAACGCUCAAUGCUCCUGCGAUCCCAUCGAGUGUGACGGGACCUACAAGCCUGUCUGUGGCAGGGAUGGUCGCACCUACACCAACGACUGUGUGCGCCGCAAGGCUGAGUGCCUGGACAAGACCCCCAUUCCCGUCAAACAUCCAGGACCGUGUGAUCUCAACAUGCCAAGCCCCUGCUUGGAUAAAGUGUGUCAUCAUGGCGCAGUGUGUGUCGUCAAAAAUCAUGAGCCAGUGUGUGAAUGCCUGGAAGCCUGCCCCCAAUCGUCAGACACGGUUUGUGGCUCUGACGGCAGCAGUUACGGCAGCCCCUGCGAGAUGCGAGCAAUGGGUUGCGCUCUGCAAAAGGCUAUCUAUGUCCAGCAUAAAGGACCCUGUGAUGAGUCCUGUGGCAACUGCUCUUUCGGAGCGAUCUGUGAUGCCCAGAGUGGACAGUGUGUUUGUGCAACAGAGUGUGUGGAGUCCCACCAGCCCGUAUGCGGGAGCGACGGCACGACAUACAACAGCGAAUGCGAACUGCACGUACGAGCCUGCAAAAAACAGAUGGAUCUUCGAGUGGUCAGCCAGGGAGAGUGCAAAACUUGUGGCAACACUGUGUGUGCCUGGGGCGCCCGUUGUGUACGAAGUAAGUGCGAGUGUCCAUCAUGCUCGGGUGAAGCGUUCUCCCCGGUGUGCGGAAGUGACGGCACCACUUAUGAGAACGAGUGUGAACUCCGCCUGUCCUCGUGCGUGCAGAAGAAGAGAAUCGAUGUGGCGAAUUCCGGCAGAUGUGAUGAAGACUGUGGCUCUGGAGGGUCCGGAUCUGGUGCAGAGAGCUGCGAACAAGACCGCUGUCGCUUGUUUGGAGGGUCAUUGGACGAAGAUGCCGAAGAAGACCGAUGCAUUUGCGACUUCAUUUGCCACACUGUGCCUCACGCCGAGGUCUGUGGCUCAGACGGGAAAACUUACAACAAUGAGUGUGAGCUGAAGAAGGCAAGGUGUGAGAAACAAGAGCAGUUGACAGUUCAGCACCUGGGAUCUUGUGCAGAUAAUAUUGCCACAUCGCUGCCUGAGCCCACCGAGUCUCAGCACUGCUCUCUGUCUGUGUAUGGCUGCUGUGCCGACAAUUUUACAACUGCCUUGGGAGUUGGACUGGCCGGUUGUCCGAGUACUUGCCAAUGCAAUGUCUAUGGCUCCUACAAGGGUACAUGUGAUCCAGCCAGUGGUCAGUGCUCUUGCAAACCAGGAGUCGGUGGACUUAAGUGUGACCGCUGUGAGCCGGGCUUCUGGAACUUCCGCGGCAUUGUGACGGAGAACAUGAGCGGCUGCACACCAUGCAACUGUGACGCAAGCGGGUCCGUGCGUGAUGACUGUGAGCAGAUGUCAGGUCUGUGCUCCUGUAAGGCCGGGGUAAAGGGCAUGAAGUGCAACGUGUGCCCUGAUGGAAGCAAAAUGGGCAUGAAUGGCUGUGACAAAGGUCCAGAGGCUCCGAAUUCAUGUGACAAGUUAGUUUGUAGUUUUGGAGCUUCUUGUAUUGAGGUGAAUGGUCAAGCCUUCUGUGAGUGCCCCUCAACUGACUGCGAUGAGCGGAACAAAACUAAGGUGUGCGGUUCUGAUGGGGUGACGUAUGCCGACCAGUGCCAGCUGAGGACAAUUGCCUGUAGGCAAGACAAGGAUAUCACAGUGCAACACUUUGGACAAUGCACAGAAACCAUCUCCGAGCGGGCCGAGCGACCCACUCCAACACCCCUUGCCGCCACCACCAUCACAACGCCAGCACCCUUAAAUCAUAACAUGGUGUGGGCCAUCCCACCUCCGAGAACAGAUGAGACUACGGAGCAGCCCGCUGCCCCCACGCCUUCACCCACUUUCACUCACCACCGUGCGCAAACAAAACACCACCACCACUCCAUCCACAUCCAACCUCAGUCGCCACGGUCAACCACUGCCACCGCCUCUCGCAGUAGCCCUGCCUCCUCCGCUGAUGCAAAGUCAUUCGAAGGUUCAGGGAGCGGGGAACCGAGUGGAGAUGACCAAGCCGAGGAAGAGGAGGAGCAGGAAGAGGAAACAGGAAGCGGCGUCCCAACGGAGGCCAGUGGGGCGGAGGAAUCCUUUGGACCCACAAUGGAAAACCCUGCAAUACCCAUUGCUGACCAAAGGCCAUCUUGUGACAACACGGAAUUUGGAUGCUGCCCUGACAGCGAGACUCCGGCCAGCAGCGCAGAAGGAGCCAAUUGUCCACCCACCAUGAAGUUCAGUGGUUUCCUGCACUUGGACCAGGUGGAGGGCCAAGAAAUAGUCUACACCCCUGAGAUGGAGGACCCAAAGUCUGAACUUUUUGGAGAGACGGCCCGCAGCAUCGAAAGUGCCCUCAAUGACCUAUUCAGGAAGUCAGAGGUUCGCAGAGACUUCAUGAGUGUUCGUGUGCGCAACCUGGCGCCCAGCAACUCCAUCUUGGCCUUUGUGGAGGCUAAUUUCAAACCAGAUACAAGAUACACAGUAGAGGACAUUGAGGGAGCCCUGCUUAAACAGCUGAAGGUCUCCAAGGAAACGAGCAUCACAGUGAAGAAGCCAGUGGAUGAAAAUAUUCGCUUCAACAACUAUGGCCUAUCAUCCAUGCCCUUCUUUACCACCACAACUGCAUCAGUCACUACUCAUGCUCCCACUACCACCACCAGGCGUCUGGUCACUUCCCCUUAUAUCACCCGUCGGCCGCCAGGCACGACACGAAGGCCCGGCAGACGCACCACCACGACAGCAGCACCCAUCAGCACCACGGACUCUAUCAUGACCACAACAGCAAUGACGCCAACCACCACCGUCGCCCAUGUUCGCGAAAAACUGCACAAACACCAGAGACCCUGCGAUUCUCAUCCUUGCCUCCAUGGGGGAACCUGUGAGGAGGAGGGCAACGACUUCAACUGCAAGUGUCCUGCUGGGCGAGGAGGCUCUGUAUGUGAAAAAGUGAUGAAAUACUUUAUCCCAUCGUUUGGUGGCCACUCCUACUUGGCCUUCCAAACCAUGAGCGCCUACCACACUGUUCGCAUUGCCAUGGAGUUCAGGGCAUCCGAGAUGACGGGCAUCCUUCUCUACAACGGUCAGGAGAACAAGAAGGACUUCAUUUCUCUGGCCGUGGUGAAUGGCAAAGUGGAGCUCAGGUUCAACACGGGUUCAGGUACAGGCAUCGUGGUCAGCAAUGUUGAAAUCACUCCAGGCCGCUGGCAUCAGCUGGUUGUAACUCGCAAUCGACGUCUCGCCAUGCUAAGCGUGGACAACGAGCCGCACGUCGAGGGCGAAAGUCCACGUGGAACUGAUGGACUCAACCUAGACACCAAUCUGUUCAUUGGAGGAGUACCUGAUGAAAUGACGCAAGAUGUAAGGGAGAGGACCGCUGUAGCCUCUGGUCUUGUCGGAUGCAUCCGCCUGCUGGAUGUCAACAACCGGGUGCUCAACCUACAAGAGAACGGCGUCGAUAAUCUCUAUGGCAGUGGUGUGGGUGAAUGUGGCAACAACCCCUGCCUGCCAAACCCCUGCAAGAAUGGUGCCACAUGUCAGGUCAAAGAGGCAGAGAUGUUCCACUGCACGUGCAGAAAAGGAUUCUGGGGCCCAACCUGUGCCGACGUCCAUGAUCCGUGCGAGCCCAGUAGAUGCCAUCCAUCCUCUCAGUGCCAGGCACUUCCCGAAGGAGGCUACAAGUGCGAAUGUCCGAUGGGACGUGAAGGGAGGCACUGCGAGAUAGUUGCUGAAAGGAGUGGAGCAUACAUGCCAUUAUUCAAUGGAGACUCGUACUUAGAACUCAAAGGGCUGCAUCUUUACGGACAUGAUCUUCGUCAAAAAGUCAGCAUGACAGUGGUACUUAUGGCCAACGACUCCAAUGGCCUCAUCUUUUACAACGGGCAAAAAACGGACGGAAAAGGAGACUUCAUCUCUUUGUCCCUCAAUGAAGGAAUCCUGGAGUUCCGAUAUGACCUUGGCAAGGGGCCUGCUACCAUCAGGAGUAAAGAACCUAUCAGACUCCACACAUGGAACACCAUCAGUUUGGAGCGCUCUAAUCGCAAAGGAGAGAUCAUGGUGAACAAGAAGGACGCUGUGAGAGGAGAGGCACCAAAAUCACGCAAGAACCUCCAUGUGGACCUGAACCUAAAAGAGUCUCUCUUUGUUGGUGGAGCUCCUGACUAUAGUCGACUCGCAAGAAGUGCUGCACUUACAGAAGGCUUCAAGGGAACCAUCCAAAAGAUCAUCUUGAUGGGUACGCCCAUCCUCAAAGAGGAGAACGCCCUGCGCUCUCAGAAUCUGGCCAUGUUCCAGGAGCACCCCUGUUCCCGGGAACCCUGCCACAAUGGGGGACGUUGCAACCCCCAGCUGGACACUUAUGAGUGUAUUUGCCUCAGCGGCUACUCUGGGGGACACUGUCAAAAUGCCAUUUAUGAGAAGUCUGCCGGCACGGAGACUGAGGCCAUUGCCUUUGAUGGGCGGACUUUCAUCGAAUACCACAACGCUGUCACAAGGAGCCAACUCACCAAUGAGAUCCCAGAUCCCGAGUCCGUGGAGAACCCAUCUGACCAGAGUGAAAAAGCUCUGCUGGUGAACAAAUUUGAACUCAGCAUCCGUACCGAGGCGACUCAGGGCCUCGUGCUGUGGAGCGGGAAGGGUGUCGAGCGUUCCGACUACAUCGCCCUGGCCAUCGUUGACGGUCGCGUUCAGAUGAUGUACGAUUUGGGCUCCAAGCCGGUGGUGUUGCGCUCCUCCGUGCGCGUCGACACCAACCGCUGGAUACGCAUUAAGGCUAGCAGAGCCCUACGAGAUGGAUCGCUACAAGUCGGCAAUGAGGCAGCAGUGACAGGAUCAUCGCCUUUGGCAGCAACUCAGCUGGACACAGACGGAGCGCUUUGGUUGGGCGGCCUGGAGGAAGUGGCGGUGGCACGUCGGUUGCCCAAGGCCUACAGCACAGGCUUUGUAGGCUGCAUCAAGGAUGUGGUCGUCGAUGGCGUGGAGCUCCACCUGGUGGAGGAUGCAUUAAACAGCCCCCAAAUAUUACACUGUCCAGCGGCCAAAUAA
Molecule: messenger RNA, 6279 nt
Organism: Nerophis lumbriciformis (worm pipefish)
Lineage: Eukaryota; Metazoa; Chordata; Actinopteri; Syngnathiformes; Syngnathidae
Source: RefSeq, a predicted model, not a curated record